AUGAGUGAUUAUUGGACAACAUUAGCUUCUCUAGUUGGCAUGUUAGCCUUUUGUCAAACAAUCCUCCAGCUCGUGUUCCCACCGGAGCUCCGUCUCACCGUCAUCCACUUCUUGACACGUAUCCGCCACGUGUUCUCAUCUCACAUCUACUUCGACAUAACGGAGAUUGACGGCGUCAACACAAACGAGCUCUACAACGCCGUUCAACUCUACCUCAGCUCUUCCGUCACCCUCAACGACGCCGUUUCCAGCAGCAACAACAACAACACACGUCUCAGCCUUACACGUGUCCCUAACUCAAGCUCCGUCACUUUCGGUCUCUCAAACAACGACAGAAUCACCGACGUCUUUAACGGCGUCACCGUUCUCUGGGAACACGUCGUUGUUCAACGUCAAGUCCAAAGCUUUUCGUGGAGACCAAUGCCGGAAGAGAAACGAGGGUUUACGUUACAGAUCAACAAAAGAGACAAAACCCUUGUCUUAGAUUCAUACCUCGAUUACAUUGUCGGAAAAUCCGAGGAGAUUCGCCGGAGAAACGAGGAGAGGCUACUCUACACGAAUUCGAGAGGUGUCUCGCUAGAUUCGAGAAGCCAUCCAUGGGAUUCGGUUAGAUUCAAGCAUCCAAGCACGUUCGAGACACUAGCUAUGGAUCCAGUGAAGAAGAAAAGAAUCAUGGAGGAUCUAAGAGAGUUCGCGAACGGACAAGGGUUUUAUCAGAAGACUGGUCGGGCUUGGAAAAGAGGGUACUUGUUGUACGGACCACCAGGAACUGGUAAAUCGAGUUUGAUCGCUGCAAUGGCGAAUUUCUUAGGUUACGAUAUCUACGAUCUUGAGCUCACUGAGGUUCAGAACAACUCUGAGUUGAGGAAACUGUUGAUGAAGACUAGCUCGAAGUCGUUAAUUGUUAUCGAGGACAUUGAUUGUUCGAUCAAUUUCACGAAAAGAGGAAAAUUUAAGAAGAAGAGUGGAAGUUAUGACCCGGAUUUGACAAACGGGUCGGGUUUGGACGAACCGGGAAGCUCUGUGACACUCUCGGGGUUGUUGAAUUUUACUGAUGGGCUUUGGUCUUGUUGUGGAAGUGAGAGGAUCUUUGUGUUUACGACGAAUCAUAUAGAGAAGUUGGACUCUGCUUUGUUGAGAAGUGGGAGGAUGGAUAUGCAUAUUCACAUGGGUUUUUGUGGGUUUCAAGCGUUGAAGAUUCUGUUGAAGAAUUAUCUGAGGAUUGAGGAAGAUGAAAUCGAUGGUGAUGUUUUGAAGGAGAUGGAGGAAUAUGUGGAGGAAGCUGAGAUUACUCCGGCUGAUGUUAGUGAAGUGUUGAUUAGGAAUCGUAGCGAUUCGGAGAAAGCGGUUAGGGAGAUUUUGAGUGUGUUGAAGGAGAGAUGCACUCUAAAUGCUGCUGACACCAUAUUGGUUCUUGGAGUUAGACAGACGUGA
Messenger RNA from Arabis nemorensis, 1434 nucleotides. The record is from the annotation of a GenBank genome assembly. Lineage: Eukaryota; Viridiplantae; Streptophyta; Magnoliopsida; Brassicales; Brassicaceae.